Aedes albopictus (Asian tiger mosquito) is the source of this 5815-nucleotide messenger RNA. RefSeq lists its product as uncharacterized. Gene Ontology annotation, molecular function: nucleic acid binding. Lineage: Eukaryota; Metazoa; Arthropoda; Insecta; Diptera; Culicidae. Gene Ontology annotation, biological process: DNA integration. Bases 1229 to 5449 code for a protein of 1406 amino acids. The record is from RefSeq and is a predicted model, not a curated record. The transcript is spliced from 2 exons.
CAGUAACAAAGAAUUCAAAUGUUAAUCUAUUGUUAAGGUAUGUAACCAUGGAAUCUAAUGUAAAUCUUUUGUAAUCAUUAAAAAGAAUCAAAUUUUAAAAAUACUGUACAAUACAUUCACAAUAGAAAGCAAUGUUAACAUAAGAAUCUGUGGUUUUUCAAUUGUUUUUCCCAUAGCCUUAAUUGUUCGUUUUUAUCCGGGUAGUGAAACUACCGGUCGAAAAUUUUGCGAAAGGCCAUCAAGCGUAGAAUUUGUCAAAAAGGGUAAGGAAGCUUUGUUACUUGAAGAACAAAACGAGUCCCUUUGUUCUGCUGGUGGUGUGGUUUCCAUACCUUUUUGCAGAACGUUUUACCGUUUUGGGGAAAUUUAUGUGACGGUUCUUUUGGCUCUAAUAGUGGUUUCUGCUUUUAGUGGUGUUGCGUGUACGUACACGUUGCAUUACACGAACACUACCUGAGUUACUGGUUGAAAAUAGUAAACAAAAAUCAGCUGUUCCCGCCAAAAUCAAAUGGGCAUAUUUUCAACCAGUAGAUUUGCAUUAGUGUUCGUGACGCCGCGUUGCGAAACCACUAUAUAAUUCGUGAUUUUGCUCAGUGAUAGUGAAAGAGUUUUGGGCAGACGCGAUUUGGAAAUAGUUGCAAAGAGAAAGCCAGCAUCCAGAAUAUCAGCUACGCCAUUUUGUGAAGUGCAUUUCGCAGUUGGCUGUUUCGUGAUUUCUUUUGUCGUGUGCACCUGCAUUCAUGCCAUUGUUUUUUUUUCUUAAUCUCCAUUUUGUGCUCAGGAAAGUGAGGCGCUAAUUUUGCUGCAUCGCCUAGUCACGUUGUGAAGAGUGAGCAAGUGAAUGGUGAGAGAUCUCGCUUUAUAUCAAAAGCUCAUAAAGAGAGUGAGAGCAAAUAGCAAGAGCUGAAAUUGGUGCCUCGGUGCACACACAUACAUACAAAAAAAGAUUAAACAGUGAAGACGGGUCAUCAAUUUGAGUGUGAUUUGUUUACAAGAUCGUGCGUUGACCUCUGCUGUACGGCGUUGUUGGUGGUAGCGUUCUGGCUGCUGCUGUUGGAAAGGCUGUUGUUGCUACAAAGGAUACCUGCUGCUGUUGUUGCUGUGAAGGAUACUCUGCUAUCGCUGCUGUUGUUGCCAUCGGAGGAAACGCUCGUUUUACUGCUGCUGCUGCUGGUUUUGGGCGGUAGGAAUCGCUCGACUGCUGGUAAUUGUCUAUUGGACAUUGAAGAUGCCUUUGUCUACCAAUACCGAACCAUUUUUGCCAGGAACCAUUCCCUUCGCUCAAUAUUUGGAGCAACUUGAAUGGAUGUUUCAACACAAUAAGUUUGCUGCUGAUGAUUAUAAAUCAUCGUUUUUAGCUGUUUGUGGAACAGAAGUUUUCUCACGUUUGAAACUUCUAUUUCCAGGACGUGAUUUUAAAGACCUUACGUAUAAGGAAAUCACAGAGAGUCUGAAGAGACAUUAUGAUAAAAUAGAUUCUGACGUUAUCCAUAGCUUCAAAUUUUGGACACGUAGGCAGGGCCAGCACGAAAAAGCUGUAGAUUUCGUUCUUGAUGUGAAAAAUUUGGCAGAACAAUGCAAUUUUGGCGAUUUUAAGGAAAGGGCUAUUAGAGAUGUGCUUGUUAUAGGAACUUACGAUCGUCAAUUACAAAAUCGCCUAUUUGACGAAGAAGAUCUUACAGCAAGCAAAGCAGAAAAAAUUAUUGUUAAUAAAGAAAUAGCGUCAGAUAGAACAAAUUCCUUACAAAGGGACGAAGGAUCGCGUCUGGGUGUCAUUGCCAGGCUUGGGCGUAGAUCUCCUAUUAAAUCAAGCAGAGGAAUAGGCUACAGAGCAAGAAGUAGAAGCGAUAGCAGGAAUCGGUCGGUUCGGUUUAGAAAUGAUGGCUACAGCAGGUAUAAUCGUGAAUAUGACAAUGGCAGCCCAGGGAAGACGACAUAUUUUUGCUCCUAUUGUAAAAAGAGAGGCCAUACUAAAAAGUAUUGUUUUAGGCUCAAGGACAAAAAGGCCAGCAAAAGUACACAGAGCGUAAAUUUUGUGGACUCUUCCAAGCCUAAUACUUCAGAUUCUUCUGGCCUUUUCAAAAGACUUGCGACUGAUUUAGAAGAAAAUUCUGAUGAGGAGGAUUUUGCAUGCUUGAUGAUUUCUUCAAUUAAAAAAAUAAACGAGCCUUGUUACGUUGAGGCUCAAAUAGAGAGCAGAAUGCUUACUAUGGAAGUUGACUGCGGUUCAGCAGAAAGUGUAAUCUCGGAAGAGCUAUUCCUAAGAAAUUUUAGAGAUUUUCGGUUGGAGGUAUGCAACAAACGGUUAGUGGUUAUCGACGGCAAAAGAUUACAGGUUUUGGGAAAAGCAGAUGUUUUAGUGCAGCUAAACGGAUUAAGGAAACAGCUUCCUUUGAUUGUUUUGAGAUGCAACAACGAAUUCACACCUUUAAUGGGAAGAAGCUGGCUGGACAUCUUUUUCGGUGACUGGAGGCAGGCAUUUACUCACCAAGCAUCUACAACUCGUGUGCACUCGCUGAAGGAUGAGGAGUUAUUAAAUAUAAAACGUAAGUUCCCUUCGGUUUUUGAUAAAGAUUUGUCUCGUCCAAUAAAGGGUUAUGUUGGUGAUUUGGUUUUAAAAGACGAUAAACCGAUUUUUCGAAAGGCAUACGAUGUUCCGUUAAGAUUGAAACAAAAAGUGUUGGAUUGUUUAGAUGGCUUAGAAAAAGACGGAAUUAUUGAACCAGUUGAAACCAGUGAAUGGGCCUCACCCGUAGUAGUGGUAGUCAAGAAAGACCAGGGUAUUCGCCUGGUAAUUGACUGUAAAGUCACAAUAAACAAAGUCAUUGUUUCAAAUUCUUAUCCUUUGCCAUUAAUACAGGACAUUUUUGCUACCCUGAGUGGAGCUAAAUAUUUUUGUUCAUUGGAUUUAGCUGGUGCAUAUACACAACUUUUGUUGUCAGAACGUUCAAAAAAGUUUAUGGUGAUAAACACUAUAAAAGGCUUAUAUCGCUACAAUCGUUUGCCACAAGGAGCCGCUUCUAGCGCAGCCAUUUUUCAAAGAAUAAUGGAUCAAGUACUUCAAGGUUUAGAUGAUGUUGUUUGUUAUUUAGAUGACGUAUUGAUAUGUGGCAAAACCAUGGAAGAGUGCAGAGCCAAGCUUUACUUGGUACUGGACAGAUUAGCCAAAGCAAAUAUUAAAGUUAAAUUAGAAAAAUGCAAAUUUUUUGUUAAGGAAUUGCCAUAUUUAGGGCAUAUUAUAACCGACAAAGGUUUAUUGCCGUGCCCAGACAAAAUCAAAACAAUUCGUGAAGCAAAAGCUCCAAGUAAUGUAACGGAGCUAAAGGCGUUUUUGGGAUUGGUAACAUAUUAUGCUAAGUUCAUCCCGAAUUUAUCUUCCAGAAUCAGUUGUCUCUACAGUCUGUUAAAGAAAAAUGUUAAAUAUAAUUGGAGUGCUGAGUGUGACAGAGCAUUCAAUGAGUGUAAACAUUGCCUUUUAAAACCUAAACUUUUGGAGUAUUUUGACCCAGAAAAACCUGUUGUAAUUGUGACCGACGCUUGUUCCUAUGGAUUAGGUGGUGUGAUGGCGCAUGUCGUAAAUGGCGAAGAACGGCCUGUUUGCUUCGCAUCUUUCUCGUUAAAUAACGCUCAAAAGAAUUACCCCAUUUUACAUCUUGAAGCUCUAGCUAUAGUGAGCACAGUGAAAAAAUUUCACAAAUUUCUGUACGGUAAAAGCUUUACUAUUUAUACUGAUCAUAAACCAUUGAUUGGUAUAUUUGGAAAAGAAGGGAAAACUUCUAUUUCUGUUACAAGGUUACAGCGUUAUUUAAGAGAACUUGCUAUAUACGAUUACGAGAUCAUCUACCGUCCAUCUAACAAAAUGGGGAACGCCGAUUUUUGUUCCCGAUUUCCGCUUCCCGAAAUGGUGCCUGCAAACCUAGACGUGGAAUACGUUAAAAGUCUGAAUUUUUCAAACGAAUUUCCGAUAAAUUACAAAGAAAUAGCUAUAGCUACGGAAACAGAUGACUUCACAAAACAAAUUAGGAGGUUUAUUGAUAAAGGUUGGCCCGAACGUUUCGAUAAGCAAUUCAAAAAUGCUUAUGCUAUUCAUCAAGAGAUGGAAAUUGUGGAUGGUUGCAUUUUAUUCCACGAUCGUGUUAUGAUCCCUGACUCUAUGAAAAUAAAGGUUUUAAAAUUACUCCAUAUGAAUCAUUCUGGUAUUAGCAAAAUCAAGCAGUUAGCGCGCAGAUGCGUAUUUUGGUUUGGUUUGGAUGCCGACAUAGAAAAAUUUGUAAAAAGUUGCACCAUAUGCAAUGAAAUGACAGCGGUUACAAAACCUGCCAAAUAUUCUCAAUGGAUUCCGACGACAAAACCAUUUUCUCGUAUACAUGCUGAUUUUUUUCACUUUGACAAGAAAAUUUUCUUGCUAGUUGUUGAUAGCUAUACCAAAUGGCUGGAGUUGGAGCACAUGGCCUAUGGCACAGAUGCCAAGAAAGUUAUCAAGAUAUUCCUUAAGAUCUUUGCUAGAUUUGGGUUACCGGACGUCCUGGUAACUGAUGGAGGCCCACCGUUCAACUCCGAAUUAUUUGUAAAGUUUUUUGAAAAACAGGGGAUAACUGUCAUGAAAAGCCCACCCUACCAUCCCGAAAGUAACGGGCAGGCGGAACGAAUGGUGCGAUUAAUAAAGGACGUAUUCAAAAAGUUUAUCAGAGACCCAGAAAUGAAGAAAUUGGAUGCAGAGGAACAGAUAGCAUAUUUUCUCAUCAACUACAGAAACACAUGCCUAGGUGCAAAUGACAAAUUUCCAUCUGAAAAGCUUCUCUCGUAUAAACCCAAAGUUUUGCUAGACUUAAUUCAUCCAAAGAGUAACUUUAAGAAAAACUUGACGACAUCGCUAGAUGAAACUCAAAAAGUUGAGCAAGGAAAAAAUGAGAUGUCCGAUCCUUUUGCUUGUAUGAAAUUUGGUGACCUAAUAUACUACAGAAACAAUAACAAAACUGAUAUAAGAAAAUGGUUGCCUGCUAAAUUUAUAAAACGGACAUCUUCGAAUAUUCUACAGGUUUCUCUUGGUGGAAGGGUGGUCCUAGCGCACAAACGUCAAUUGAAGCUGCCAGACUCUCGCCAGAAAACGUCAAGUCGUUUUGUUUUCCACGGAGAGAGCGUUGCGUCAGUGCCGAUAGAGCAACCUGGUACUAGCGGCAGCUAUAGAAUGGAGAAUCAUCCGAAUCAAGCCAACAUGUCAGAUGCAAGCCUGAGACCAGCCAAGAGGAGAAGAGAAGACGACGAAGAAGAUUGCGUGGGCGUUUUUAGCUCUGAUUCGGAAUCCGACUUUUAUGGUUUCGCGGCUGACUCGUUCGUUUUUGGCAGCUUGUCGGAUUCAGUAGUGGAAGCACAGACAGAAAAGGAUUCCAUUCGGAGAUCAGCGAGAACAGUGAAGAAAAAACGCAAAGAAGAUUAUUUGUACUAUUAACUAUUUUGAAUUUGUGAUUAGAUUUUGAAUUGUCAUUCUCUUCGAAUUGUAACAUAGCAAAUAGAAUUUGCAUUCGAGUGUUUUUAUUGCAUUAUAGUUUUGUCUCAAUGGGAUAAGGAGUUGUUAUAACGCUUUCGAGCAGUUUAGGAUUUCGACCAAGAAAGACAAAUCCUCGGAAGAGUGCAGACUGAUGAACUGAGUGAGAUGAGUAGAAUUGAAAGUAGAUGAGUCGGGUCUGAGACGUGUAUAAAACGGGUAGGUGAAAUAAAUGAGAGCUUGUACAUUUGUGACAAUCAACCAGUGUGUUUUUAACUACCUUCCCGAAUAGACGUACUUUAGAACAGAUGCUAUCACUUACAAUUGAUU